UGGGCCUAUAGAGAGCAACGAAGCGCUACACGGCCCAUUUCCGUAAAGCCCACGUUUCUACUUCUCCCACCCUCACCCUCACGGUGUUCGCCUCGCGCAGUCGCAGAGGCCGAGUCUGCGUGCCCUGCGGAACUGUUCAAUACCAAAACAAAACCUGAGGGAAACACCCCAUCGACGUAACCAUUCUCUGCAUCAAACCGUGGCACUUUCACACCCUCUCUCUUUCUCUCUUCACCUAACUAUCAAUUCAUGGCGUCAAAACCGCCACACUUAUAGCAAACAACCACCACAUCUUCACAAUCCCUCAAUGCAAUGCUCUCCGCCACCAUGGAUUUCACAAGGAUCUUAACCACUAAACCUCCCCCUUUCUUCACUCGCCCCGUCACCUGGAUCACCUCCACCACCGCCAACCACCUCAACUUCCCUCUACCGCCGCCACCUCCGCCGCCAGGCCCCAACCACGCUCCUCCACUCUCCCUACCUUCUAUCCUCACAAGCAAAGUUCUAGAUUCUUCCAAAUGCAAGUCGAUUUUACCCCAUUUAUCCCCUCACGAAUUCGACCGGUUAUUCCUCUCUCUCCACCCCACCGUCAACCUCAAAACCACGCUCGAGUUCUUCCGUUUUGCCGCCACGCGGUUCAAGUUCCCCUUCACGGUUCGUUCUUAUUGUCUCUUGAUUCGUUUGCUCCUGGCUUCGAAUCUUUUACCUCGAGCCAGGUCGAUGUUAACCCGUUUGAUCGAUGGUAACGUGGUUACGCCGAUUGGGAACCUUGAUGAUAGGCUCCGUGAAAUCGCGUCUUCAAUGCUGGAGCUGAACCGCGUCACGGGGCGAAAGCACGGUGAGCUGGAUUUGUUGCUUCACGUUCUGUGUUCGCAGUUUAAGCAUUUGAGUGUUCACUGGGCAUUUGAUAUAUUCACCACGUUUACCAAUAGUGGCAUCUUUCCGUCGCUGAAAAGUUGUAAUUUUCUGUUGGGCUCUCUGGUGAAGGCUAAUGAGCUUGAGAAGAGUUAUCAGGUGUUUGACGCGGCUUGUCUCGGUGUUUCCCCUGAUGUUUACACGUUCAGCACCGCGAUUAACGCGUUUUGUAAAGGUGGGAGGGUUGAUGAUGCUGUUGCUUUGUUCUUCAAAAUGGAGGAGCAGGGUGUUUCGGCUAAUGUUGUUACGUACAAUAAUGUGAUUGAUGGGUUAUGCAAGAGUGGAAGGUUAGAAGAAGCCUUUCGGUUUAAGGAUAAGAUGGUGAAGAACAGAGUGAAACCGAGUGUCGUUACUUAUGGGGCUCUUAUUAAUGGUUUGAUGAAGAAGGAGAGAUUUGAUGAGGAAAAUUCGGUUUUGUUUGAAAUGUAUAGCAAAGGGGUUGCUCCUAAUGAGGUUGUUUUUAAUGCACUGAUUGAUGGGUACUGCAGAAAGGGGCAUAUGGUUGAGGCAUUGAGGAUCAGGGAUGAUAUGUUGUUGAAGGGUGUGAGACCCAAUGCUGUUACUUUUAAUACUCUUUUACAAGGAUUUUGCAGGAGCAAUCAAAUGGAGCAAGCGGAGCAAGUGUUGCGAUACUUGUUGUCAAGUGGGAUGUCCAUUAACCAGGAUGCAUGUUCUUAUGUGAUUCAUUUGCUAUGCAAGAAUUCCAGGUUCGAUUCAGCCUUGAAAAUUGUUAAGGGAUUGUUGUCGAGGAACAUUAAGGCUGGUGAUAGCUUGCUAACUGUGUUGGUUUCUGGACUUUGUAAAUGUGGUAAACAUCUGGAAGCCAUUGAGCUUUGGUUUAGUCUAGCAGAUAAAGGGCUUGCAGCCAAUACAGUGACCUCAAAUGCUCUUCUCGAUGGUCUUUGCGAACGUGGGAACAUGGAGGAGGUUUCUGCAGUACUCAAGAAAAUGCUUGAGAGAGAUUUUUUACUGGAUAUGAUCUCAUACAACACACUUAUUUUUGGCUGUUGUAAAUCGGGCAGAAUCGAGGAAGCUUUUAAGCUUAAGGAGGAGAUGGUUAAGCAAGAAUUCCAACCUGAUAUUUAUACCUACAAUUUCCUGAUGAAAGGAUUAGCGGAUAUGGGAAAAAUAGAUGAUGUGAAUAAGCUUUUGAAUGAAGUUGUAGAACAUGGUCUGGUUCCAAAUGUCUAUACAUAUGCACUUUUGUUAGAAGGAUAUUGUAAGGUUGAUCGGCCUGAAGAUGCUAUGAACUUAUUCAACAAGUUAGUUGAUGAGGACGUAGAGCUAACUUCUGUUAUUUAUAACAUACUUAUUGCAGCUUAUUGUAGAAUUGGGAAUGUGAUGAAAGCUUUUGAAAUCCGUGAUGCUAUGAAUAGUAGGGGCAUUCUACCAACAUGUGCCACAUAUUCUUCUUUAAUACAUGGAAUGUGUUGUCUUGGCCGUGUAGAUGAGGCAAAGGAAAUUUUUGAAGAUAUGAGAAAUGAAGGAUUGUUGCCAAAUGUAUUUUGUUAUACUGCUCUAAUUGGUGGUUACUGUAAGUUAGGUCAGAUGGAUGAAGCUGAGAAUAUCUUACUGUUAAUGUCUUCAAACAGUAUACAACCUAAUAAAAUUACCUACACUAUUAUGAUUGAUGGUUAUUGUAAAUUGGGCAAUAAGAAAGAAGCGACUAAGCUUUUAAAUGAGAUGAUAACAAAAGGAAUAGAGCCCGAUACCAUCACAUAUAAUGCAUUGCAAAAAGUAUAUUGCAAAGAAAGGGAGCUAGAAGAAGCUAUUCAAAGUGAUCAUAUGCCUAAUACUGGAGUGUCGUUAGAAGAAAUUACGUAUACCACAUUGGCUGACAAGUUGCAUCCACAUGAUGUACUUAGCAAUCAGGAAUGAGGAAAUACUCAAAGUUUUGACACUUGGUUGAUACCAGGACUGUUUUGGUUGAGAAUGUGUAGUUAAGCUUAAUUUUAAGCUAACUAUUUGGAAUAUGAAGGUUUCAUAUGCUUGAUCUCUGGACAUGUGGACUACCGGCAACAGCUAAAGCAUUGUACUUUGGACUGGGCUUCUUAAUUGAAAAAUGAGCCUUCGAUUUCAAAGGUUUGAUGUUUGGGUGAUAUGCCACCAUAUUCUUCAAUGAAUUUCUCUUGCAUGUGGCCUCGAAUUGUUGUCAAGGCUUGAUGCUUCUAAGUGAGAAAGUUGUGUUCGUCCAGCUUGGUGGAGACUGGACAGCUUGGUGGAGACUGGAUUUGAAAAUGCUUGAGCCACUCUGCUGUACUCAGAGAGUGAGAUGAGCUCACAAUGUCUGCCAUAAGAGGAUUGUAGCUCUAAUACCAUGAAGGUAUGAACGCUGCAAUGGAAUACUUAGAAAGAAGGCAGAGAAAGUGUUGCACUCUAGAAUUAACUCGUAAUGAAUUGAUUGCCUUAUCAGAGGCUUACACAUGUAUACACGAAGGACUCAUACUAUAGAGGCUUACCUAACUUGUAACAGUCACAACAAACUUAUAACAGUCUCAUCUUUACUACAAACUAACUACUAGCACAGUUACCCUUACAACGGACUUUGGCAUGUGAUAGGUGUGUCAGAAGGUCGAGCAGAUUCUUGUUGUUAGAUUUAAAGGCAGAAUGCUCUUACAUUUAAGGUUGUGUUUCUGCCCUCAGUGUGCUGCAGAAUAGAUAAGAUGAUGUUUCUGGCCCCCCUGUGGUUUUCUGGUAAUGUGUGUUUCAAAGGGAUCACACAUUUCAUAUAUGGAUAGAGAUUGGGCAGAUUCACUGCAUUCUUUGAUCUUUUCGGGUUAUCUGGGUAAUUUACUUUUUCUGUUUGGGAGGACUUAUCCUUCUAUAGCUGUACUUCCUCCCCUUUUUCUUAUAUAAAAUUUCUUUCAAUGUCUAAAAGAAAAAUUGUUAACAAGUCCUGCAUAUUGUUAUUCCAUAAUUUUUUAUUAAUUUUUGAUAAUAAGAUUUAUGUACUAUUUGAUUUUUAUUUGUUGGUUGUGUAAUGGAUAUUUGUUGUCAAAGCCGGGAUUUAGUUUCCUUGUGCCAGGUUAAUGCCUGUAUACAAAUUAUCAUAUUGGUUGGACUUGAUUUCUAAUUCCUACGGUUUAUAGAUUUAUAGGUGUUUAUCUGGUGACCAACUCAAGCCAGUUCCAAACCUACUCAAGCAGACAUGAUUUGAACAAAGAAGUGUGAUAUAUAGUCAAGCAUCAAUAUUGUUAUCACCUUCUUUUCCACUUUUGUCUGGAACCUCUAUUGUAUGGGCUCAGCUCACUGCAUGGAUGGCGGAGCUCUUGGAUGUUGGAGAUAGCAUUAAAGAUUUGAGGAACUACCUAGUAUAUCUAUAGUAAACAUGGCGCAUUUAUUAGAUCCUCAUCAAAAAGAGAAUUGCUUUUUGGUUAAAGCAGAAGGCACACAAUGUUGAAUCUCUGCAAUGGUAUGUGCUGGUGGCAAAAGAGCUUGGUAAUUCGAAGCUUUCACGACGGCUUGCAUUAAAGGAGCAUUUGAUCUUUUUGACAAGUAGUUACAGGGCAGAAGUGAUUCAGAAUAUAGGCUCUGGAUAUAGUUUAAAGGUAAAAAAGUUAUUGAAUUUAAUAUACAAGCUGGCCAAUGAUCUUUAUUUUCCUGUCUUCAUUGUCUCCAUCUUGGACCUUUUGAAAGACGAGAGAAGAUAGAAGGAAAGGCAGAAGCACUGGUGGAAAGAUGAAAGGGGAAGGGGCAUUUCCAUCUGGGCUGUGCAUAUGCAAUCAAAUCCCUUCAAAUAUACUACAUGGUUCCUUAUUUCAAUACUGCUGAUUUCAAGGAGGAAAAAACUUGUUCUCUGUAUCAUGGUUAUUUGGUUUUCUAUAUAUUUUUUCCAACAUCAAAAGCCUUUUAGAA
Messenger RNA from Lotus japonicus, 4770 nucleotides. RefSeq names its product pentatricopeptide repeat-containing protein At4g19440, chloroplastic. NCBI's taxonomy places the organism in Eukaryota, Viridiplantae, Streptophyta, Magnoliopsida, Fabales, Fabaceae. The coding region runs from base 313 to 2793 and encodes 826 amino acids. The record is from RefSeq and is a predicted model, not a curated record. The transcript has 4 exons. Gene Ontology annotation, molecular function: protein binding.